Molecule: messenger RNA, 5206 nt
Organism: Pararge aegeria (speckled wood butterfly)
Lineage: Eukaryota; Metazoa; Arthropoda; Insecta; Lepidoptera; Nymphalidae
Gene: Mtmr6
Product: myotubularin-related protein 6
Exons: 18
Coding region: 243-2393 (716 amino acids)
Biological process (GO): dephosphorylation
Molecular function (GO): phosphatase activity; metal ion binding; odorant binding
Source: RefSeq, a predicted model, not a curated record
CAGAUACAGGUGAUCUAUGUACCUAUAUAUCUUCUCUGUGGUAUUUAUUAUCAAUUUUUGCACAGUGAAUAAUAAAUAUGUAAAAACUUUACACAUAAAACAGUCGGUGAUCAAUUUAUUUUCUAUUGACUUUUGAUAGAGACACUUACUGUUUCUGUGAAGUGUGUGGAACUGUAGUGUAAUAGUAAUUGCCAUGUUUAAAUAAGGUUACCUGCUUUAUUGAUUGUCAUCAGUUUCCAGCUAUGGAUAUCAUCAAAACUCCUAAGUUGGAAAAUGUCCAGAUGCUGGAUAAGUACAAUCUCCGGAACCCGUCCAAAGGCACGCUGUACUUCGCCACAACACAUCUCAUAUUUGUUGACCAUGAAAUGAGAAAGGAAACCUGGAUCCUCCUCAUGCACAUAUCCUCGGUGGAACGUCUGCCGAUCACGACUACAGGCUCGCCCCUACUCGUCCGCACGAAGACAUUCCAGUCGGUGUUCUUCGUGAUACCGAGGGAGAGAGACUGCCAUGAGAUGCAUCAAACCUUACUUAGGCUGAGCCAACCCGUUCAUCUGGACGAGCUAUACUGCUUCCACUACAAGUCCACGCCCGAUGACCUGCCGAAGUCGGCUGGUUGGAACUUCUUUGACAUCCAAACGGAAUACCAGAGAAUGAACGUGCCCAAUGACCAAUGGGUCCUCUGUACCGCAAAUAGGAGUUAUGAGCUCUGCGAUACGUAUCCCAGCGAGGUGUACGUGCCGGCGCGGGCCUCCACCGCCGUACUCCUCGGCAGCGCAAGUUUCAGGUCGCGCGGACGCUUGCCCGUGCUCGCGUACUUGCACCACAACAAGGCGGCCAUUGCACGCUGUAGCCAGCCGCUCAGCGGGUUCUCGGCGAGAUGUAUGGAGGACGAACAAAUGUUGGACCUUAUUCGACGAGCGAAUCCCAAUUGCGGCUACAUGUACGUUGUGGAUACAAGACCAAAGAUAAACGCAAUGGUGAAUCGGGCAGCCGGUAAGGGCUACGAAAAUGAAGCAUUCUACGAGAACAUAAAGUUUCAGUUCAUGGGCAUUGGGAAUAUACACGUGAUGCGCAAGAGUCUGCAGAAACUCGUCGAAACAUGCGAACAAAAUUCGCCAACUAUGUCAUCAUUUUUGAGCGGUUUGGAAUCAUCAGGGUGGCUUAAACAUAUAAAGUCGAUUCUGGACACGUCGUGGUGGAUCGCGACCGCAAUAGAGAGCGGCGUUAGCGUGUGCGUUCACUGCAGCGACGGCUGGGACCGCACCGCGCAGGUUUGCUCGCUGGCCGCCGUGUGCCUUGAGCCGCACUACAGGACCAUCAACGGCUACCAGGCACUCAUAGAGAAGGACUGGCUGUCGUUCGGCCACAAGUUCACGGCGCGCUGCGGGCACGUGGCGUGCGACAGUCGCGAGCGCUCGCCCGUCUUCACACAGCUGCUAGACUGCACGUGGCAGCUGCUGAGACAGGCGCCUGAGGCAUUCCAGUUCAACGAGAGGUUUCUGCUGACGCUACACGACCACGCGCAUGCGUGCCAGUACGGCACCUUCAUUGGCAACUGUGAGAAAGACAGGCGGGACCUUAGGUUGUCAGAGCGGACGUUCUCGCUAUGGGGCUACAUGGCCAGUCACCUCAACGAGUACAAAAACCCACUCUACAACCCGAAGGCGCACCCUGACGUACUAAAACCCGAUCUCAGUCCUCAGAGCAUCAGGUUUUGGCGCGGAAUGUACUGCCGGCAUGAGAGCGGUGUACACCCGAGGGAGUCCCUCGCCGACAUCCUGCCGGCCGCCGUGGAACAUUCUGGAGCUUUGACCCACCAUAUCGACUACUUGGCUAAGAGGAUAUCAACUUUCAAGAGUUUAUUAUCCGGCCGCAAGGCGGAGAAAAGCAGGGAGUCCGCAGUAGUCAAUUACCAGAACGGAAGCGAUGACACCGUGGAGAUAGACACCAAAGUGGAGGCACUACAAAUAGAUAAUAAAUUGCUGUACGAGUCUGGCGGCAACGUCACUGAGCUGGAGUGCGCCAAUCACGAUCACCCGCUCAAGGAUGUGGGCUCCGCGCAUGCCAGAACUGGCAAGAUACCGCUCAUUACAGAGAAGGCAGACGCGGCGAUUCCGGCGACUCUAGCCCAGCUGGAGGCUGAGAUCAAUACGGUUGCGUUGGACUGGAAGAGCAUUAAAAAUGUCACUGAGUGCAGUUGCUCCACACCACUAGACCACUUCAGUAGAAAGCACCACUGUUGGGGCUGCGGUCGUUGUGUGUGUACGCGGUGCGUGUGCGUGCGCGCACCGUUGCCCGCACUCGCCGCGCCGCGCGCCGUGCCGCUGUGCGCCGCCUGCGCACCCGCCACGCCCACCUCCCCUCCCCCGAAUUUGGUAACGCCCGCCACUUAAGCUAUUUUUUUUUACCGCAACCUGCGGUGGGGCAACGACAAAUGUUGACCUUCAGAAGCCCCGGGUUCUAUUCCGACCGGAGCCGAAAUUUCUGAAUUGCCUUAAACCUACCGAAAUGUCUGCUGUUCUGCUAGUAUGGUGGGCGGGUAAUAAUCGCAUCAAACAUAUUUCGCGUUGCUAAGAAACCAAUUUGGGUAAAGGCAAUGUCAUUAACUAAAAGGUAAGAUUAUAGUGGUAUUAGUCUUAUAUUGGCUAAAUAAUUUAGUGCGUAUGAGAAAUAUGUUUAUUUUUGUAAAUAGGUAACUUAACUAUAAAGAAUGAGUUUUUGGGUAAGGUCAAAUACCAAUUCUGUUGUACACAAAUCUCAUAUAUAAACUAAAUUGACAGGUCUAAUAUUUUUUUUGUCUUCUUAGGGUUCCGUAUCCAACUCUAUUACUAAGACUCCGCUGUCCGUUCGUUUGUCUGUGUGUCAGUUACCAGGCUGUAUCUCAUAAACCGUGGUAGUUGUACAUAAAAAUGAAAAAAUUAAAAUUAAAAUUAUUUUGAAAUUGAACAGAAUAAAGUAAAUAUAAAAGGGGGCUCCUAUACAACAGACAUGAUUUUGUGUCGUUUUUAUACGUAACGGUACGGAGCCCUCCGUGCUAGAGACUCGCACUUUACUAAUCUGUAUAACUAUACUAACCGCGUAUAUGAUAACUUUAAAUGAAUUAGACAUGUCAACUUAGUUACAAAAGAAUCAUCAAUGUUAAUUUUAAAUUGUUUAGAGAUCCGUCUUGAAUUUUUCAAGGAACUAUACCUGAGAAGGAUUUUGAAAAAAAAAAAAAAUCGGUUUUUUACUCUGUAAGUAAAAUAUUAUAAUUACUUUACUAGAUGGAAACAGGUAUUUACUAUGACCUUUCAGGGGGCGGGAGGGGUUGUAAUUUUGGGAGGCUUCGGCCGUGGCUUGACGUACCGCUAAGUGAUUUAGCGUUCCGGUACUUUGCGCGUAGAAUACGGUUAGGUGUAUGGAUUAACAUAACUGCCAUACUCCCUAACAGGUUAGCCCGCUACCAUCGUAGCAUCAUCACUUACCACGAGGCGAGAUCGCAAUCAAGGGCUAACUUGUGCAAUAAAAAAAAUUACAGUCAUUCAUGAUAUCAUCUUUUCCUAGAACCAUGCUUAAGAGAUAAAACAGAAAGUUUUCAUUACAAACUACGCGGUGACAACCAUCGGCUAUGUUUACACUUAAAGUGAAAUGGCUUCCACUAUGGCAAAAGAAAAACGUAUAAGGAUUCCAAUGGUAGGUCAGUGUAGUCUUAGAUCGGUAACCGAUGUCACUAUGUAUAACAUCUCUUGUUUCAUGACGUCACUUGUUUGACUUUUAUACGCUUCACUACAAUUCUAGCCUCUGAUAAGAUACUUCUAAAAGCUUUUACCCUUUCUUCUUCUUCUUGUCUGAGGCUAGGGACCUUUUUACUCGCCAAUCAAAGAAACAUUUUCAAUUAUGACUUCCUGGAAUUCUUUGUUGUUUCGUAUGUAUUAGGUAUGUAGCCUACGUUACGUUGUCACGCGCGAUUAUGAACUUAAAGCUCCAAAUAAUAGAGUUCUUUCGUUGUUACAUUAAUUGAGUAUAAGUGAUAUUUUUUUUAUGUGAUUUCCUAUUACCCCUUCUUUUCGAAAGGACCUUCUGAAGUUAACUUUUUAUCUGAAUCAAAUAAUACAUUUUAUCUUUUAUGUAAAUAUACCAUAAAUCUUGAAUUUGUAUAAAGAACAAUUGUUUAUUUAUUGGAUUGUUUUUGGUGUUCCGUACCGAAAAACUAUGCUAAACCCUAUUUAGUAAGCAUUUUUUGUCUGUCUGUCUAUCUAUAUGUCUUAGAACAGUCAUGAAAAUCAAUAAUAGAAUGAUCCAUGGCAGUAAUCUCGAGAGUAAGAUAUUGCAUUCCAAAUAGCAUUUUGAAGUUGUUAGUUUUGCUUUACUUGACUUUAUCUACACUCAUAUCUUAAAAACCGCGUAAUAAAUUCCAAACUAUCGUUAUAGAUAUAUAUUUGUUAUAGAUAUACAUAGAUAAAAUAUAGAAAACCAGGUUAAUGAAAAAAAUAUACAUCUUAAGAUGGAAUAAAGUAAAAUUGUAAUUUUUUUAACAUACAAAAAUUCAUUCUGAGCUCCAUAAGUAUUUGAUACUUAAACUGUGUUUUGUUUUUUUAAUUCUUUAAUAAAGAAACUUAAAAACUAGUUUAGACGUGCAAAGGCGGUCUUAACGCUAAAGCGAUCUCUCCUGGAAAACAUUUGUCUACGAUUAGGCCCUAAAUUAAAAUAAUCCAUAAUAUACUGCAUGGUGAUAAAUUUAGAAUACUACACAAUAUAAUUUUGUAAUUUUUAUUAGUGGUUUUACCUACACUUGGUGGAAUUAUCAAAUUUAUAAAUUUAAAAUCAAUAUAAUUUUUUUUACGGAACUGAGAGGAUUUGUACCUGCGUUAAGGGCGGUUAUGAAAUAUAAUUAUGCAUUCAUCAAUAUUAUUUCGUUAUUAUUGGGAAUAUAAUUUUUGUCUCCUGUGCUAACCUUAGAAGAAACCAAAAAUUAAAAAAAAAAGAUCGUCGUGUUUGCGCUAUUUGUUAUCUAUGGCAAAGCGCGCUUAAUAUAAACGUCAAAACACUUAAUUUGAAUACAAUUAAAGUAUUAAUGAGUAUUAAGAUAUGAGUUUAGAUGAAUUAGUGUUAAACUGCAUUAAUUAAGCACGUAUUAGGUAAAUUUCAUAUUCAUUUUGAUGUAUAAAAACUAAAAAAAAAAAAAUAUGUACAAAUAGUAAUAAUUUAAAUAAAUGUAUAAACAAUA